Molecule: messenger RNA, 2220 nt
Organism: Adineta ricciae
Lineage: Eukaryota; Metazoa; Rotifera; Eurotatoria; Adinetida; Adinetidae
Source: the annotation of a GenBank genome assembly
AUGGCUCAUCUUUUAGGAAGCAAAGCAUGUAUCGAAAGUUUACAUGUUGACAUCGAUGAUUUACAAAAUGUUGUCUAUGAUAUUAUUUGUAAAACUGGUUCGAUCAAAUGUCAUUCAUGGAAAUUCCCGGAUAAGUUAGCAACUGAUGUUAAUAUCAAAGAAUUGCUGGAACGUUAUCGACAUGGCAAAAAUGAAGUUGAUAAUCAAGUUUCACACAUAAUUUUAUUUGAAAUUAUUAUUGAUAGACUUCUACUUGUUAUUCAUGGUUCAUGGCACUUCCUACACGAAGUUCAAACGAAAAUCUUACCAAAUACUCUCGAUCCAUCAUCGACUAUCGAUCAACAGACUUGUCUUAGUAUUGGGCUAGUCAUAAAGAAAUAUUGGACUAAAUUAGUACAAUUAUUUACAAUUCUUCAGCAGCAUGAGUCUCGUCAUAAACGAUCUAAACCUAUUCCGGUAACAUCGAUCUCUAAUACAUUGACGACCGAUAAAUACUGUCAAACCGUUGACACAUCAUUCAGUCCGUGUUCUUCUUGUUUUCAACUUCAACAAAGUCUUCGUAAUCAUGGUGAUAAUAUCAUAAAUCGAUGUCAUUUGUACAAUUUGCCCUCAACGCUUGCCCAUCAUCGUUGCUCAACAGCAAACAUUCCUGAAUGGUUAUCCGCUACUGAUAUCAUUCAAUGGUUCGAAUUUCAAUCGAAGGACUUUGACUGUCUAUCGAAAUAUGUCGAAACUUUGAAUACCACGCUGAACAAAACAAAGACGGAUUUAGACGCCAGUGAGAAAUUGUAUAAACAACAAAAUGAAACAAAUCGUCGUUUACAACACACGAUCAACGAAUUAAAACAAUCGAAAAAGAUCUUACAGGAGUCGUAUGAUAAUAGAAUCAAUGAAAUGAAGAAACUUCAUGAACAAGAUAAAUUGAACUGUGAUGAACAAAUCAAAGUUUUAAUAACAGAAAAAUUCAAUGUCGAACAACAACUGAAAACAUUGAAUGAGGAAUGUCUUCUGAAAGGCGAACAACUGGAGACAUUAGAAUCGUCGAAAAACGAAUUGAUAUAUCUUAAUGAUUAUCGGAUUAAAUCCGACGAAAUCAUAAAAACAUUUGAACAGGAUCGUAUUCGUUUACAAACAGAAUUAGACGUAGUCAAACGUGAUCUUGAUGAACGCAAUCGUGAUUUACAAAAAGAACGCAUGCGUAUUGAAAACAUGAUUCGACAAGAAGAAAAUCAUCAAUCAAAACAAAAACUAUUGACGAAAUCUUACGAAGAAUUAUCGCAAGAGUGUGAGACAUUGAAAAAACAAGUCAUAGAUUUAGAAAAUCAACGUGAUGAAUUACAGAAAGCGCUUUUAACGAUGUCAAAACAACAUCAAGAAUCGACCUGUGAAACUGUCAAAUUGAAGUCUCUAUUAGAAACGAAUAAUCAUGUAUUGGAGGAAGUUGUUUCUCUAAGAGCAAAUAUCGAACAACUUCAUCAUCAGAUACAUGAACGUGAGCAAAUGUUAUCGAAACAGUCGGAACUAAAUCAACAUCAACAACAAACAAUGCUAAUGUCGGAUGAACUCAUUCAUGAUAUGCAGAACCAAAUGCGUUCUAACGAAGUUCAGAUUGAUUUAUUACGAAAACAGAAUGAUUCGUUCAAAAUUUCUUUGGAUAAUCUUCUGCUCUCAAAUCGUAGCUCUAAUCUAUCCAGAAUAUCAGAAGAAAUUCAAGAUCAAUCACAUCGUCAACCAAAACCCAAACCAACACCAUUAUGGUUAUUAAGCAAUGAAAUUCUUGAACAGCAAGCAUUUACAGAAACUCGACCGGUGAUAUCAGUACCUGGAAACAAUCCUCGUGUUAGUCGAUGGAUUCAGUCUGUAUCAGAUGUUAAUAUAGAAACGUUAUCUCAACGAGUCGAUCAUUCGAAACUAUCAGAUGCCGUUCAUGUUCAACCAACCAAUUUAGUCACUACCAUUGAAUCUCGACCACCCACAGUAACUCGUUCAUCUCGUAAUGUAAAUAAUAUUCGGAAAUUAACUAGUCCUUCGCAGACAAAUCACAACAAAACUCGACCGGCAAGCUCAGGAACGAACCGGUCAUCGAGCGCGCGACGUGAUGUCUCAUCAGCUAAAACGCAACAUCUAGCAUUGAAUGUAAAUCAUCGAUGUUCAAAUUGUAAUACAACGUUUGAUGACAAACGGAAUUACGACAUGCAUAAAUUAUAUUGCAGAACUUAA